AUGUUGGGUUCCCUCAUGCUGCUAUGGAUCUGUGUUUGCUUGUUGUGUCUCCAUCUCAAAAAUCAGAGGCCCAAGAACUUCCCACCUGGACCCACUCCCCUCCCCAUAUUCGGGACCAUAUUCAGCCUCAGUCUACAGAACCCCUUGAAGGACUUUGAAAGGUUGAGGAAACACUACGGCGAUGUCUACAGCCUGUUCAUUGGUCCCACACCGGUGGUGGUAAUCAAUGGGUUGCAAGCCAUGAAGGAGGCAUUGGUGACCAAGGGUGCUGACUUCGCUGGACGACCCCAAGACCGCAUGGUCAAUGACGUCACUGAGAGGAAAGGAGUGAUUCUGGCAGACUAUGGUCCAGCAUGGAGGGAGCACCGCCGCUUUGCUCUAAUGACACUGAAGAACUUUGGUCUGGGGAAACAAACCAUGGAAGAGAGGAUUCUGGGAGAAAUACAACACAUCAUGGAACCACUAGAAAAAAGUGUUGGUAAAACCCUGAGUCCUCGCAUUAUGUUCCAUAAUGCAGCUUCCAACAUCAUCUGCCAGGUUCUAUUUGGUACACGCUACAAAUACGAUGAUGAGUUCAUCAAGCUGAUUGUUCGUUUCUUCACUGAGAAUGCCAAGAUAAUCAACGGACCCUGGGCUACACUGUAUGAUUCUCUUCCCAUGAUCCGUCAUUUGCCGCUGCCCUUCAAGAAGGUCUUUGAGAACUAUGAGAGUUGUCAGAAACUUGCAAGUCCUCUGUUAACUGAGCACAAGAAAACCAGAGUCCCUGGAAAACCACGAGACUUAUUAGACUGCUACUUGGAUGAAUUGGAUAAGAGAGGUGAUGAGGGCUCUUCUUUUUCGGAGAGCCAGUUGAUCUCUUAUGCUCUGGACAUUUACUUUGCUGGGACUGACACAACGUCCAACACCCUGCUCACUGGCUUCCUCUACCUCAUGACCCACCCACACAUACAGGAGCGUUGCCAGCAAGAGAUAGACUGUGUGUUGGAUGGGAAGGACCAGGCCAGUUUUGAAGACAGACACAAGAUGCCCUACAUACAGGCUGUGAUCCAUGAGAUGCAGAGGAUUGCUAACACUGUUCCUCUGAGUGUCCCACACUGCACCACUAAUGAUACAGAGCUCAUGGGAUACUCUAUACCAAAGGGCACUUUGAUCAUCCCUAACCUGACCUCUGUGUUGAGCGAAGAGGGACAGUGGAAAUUCCCUCAUGAAUUUAACCCUGAAAACUUCCUCAAUGACCAGGGAGAGUUUGUCAAGCCAGAAGCCUUCUUGCCUUUCUCUGCAGGUCCUCGUAUGUGUCUUGGAGAGGGUCUGGCUCGCAUGGAACUAUUUCUCAUCUUGGUGACCCUGCUGAGAAAGUUCAAGUUCAUCUGGCCAGAGGAUGCAGGAGAGCCAGACUACACCCCUGUCUUUGGGGUCACUCUGACCCCCAAACCUUACUGCAUGAAGGUCCAACUCAGGGCCACCCAGUGAGGCAGACAGAGAUGAGGAAGCAUGAAGACGGAAACAAACAAAUACAAGAGGGCAAUAUCCCUCCUGAAUUCAGUGCAUAAUACAUUCCAUAUUUUGACAUGUAAUUGUCUCUUUAAAUUGUUCUUUGUGGAUACUGACCUUAAAUGGAUCGAAAUUAGUUGCAUUAGUAUUGCAAGAUAUCUAGAUCAAUGAGCAUCAGUGAAUUUAAUGUAAUAUGGAUAGUAUAUAGCCAAUGUACUUGUCCUAUAAAUUACUAAAGGUUUUAUCUUUUAUGAUUCUGUAAUAUACAGUGUAAAGUACUUGUAAUUUAUGAAUCACAUAGUGAUCUGGAUUAUCUAGAUGAUGUGGGAAUUUUUUGAAAAUCACUGAUUUAUUCAUGUUGAACUGUACAAGCUUGACAUAACUGAUCUAGUAAUGUUGAGACAUCUGGUCACCCUAUGUUAAAAAUAUAAUAAUUUUUGCUUUUC
Molecule: messenger RNA, 1937 nt
Organism: Myripristis murdjan (pinecone soldierfish)
Lineage: Eukaryota; Metazoa; Chordata; Actinopteri; Holocentriformes; Holocentridae
Product: cytochrome P450 2F2-like
Exons: 11
Coding region: 1-1470 (489 amino acids)
Biological process (GO): xenobiotic metabolic process
Cellular component (GO): cytoplasm; intracellular membrane-bounded organelle
Molecular function (GO): oxidoreductase activity, acting on paired donors, with incorporation or reduction of molecular oxygen, reduced flavin or flavoprotein as one donor, and incorporation of one atom of oxygen; iron ion binding; heme binding
Source: RefSeq, a predicted model, not a curated record